Molecule: messenger RNA, 1707 nt
Organism: Tetrapisispora phaffii CBS 4417
Lineage: Eukaryota; Fungi; Ascomycota; Saccharomycetes; Saccharomycetales; Saccharomycetaceae
Gene: ILV1
Product: threonine ammonia-lyase ILV1
Exons: 1
Coding region: 1-1707 (568 amino acids)
Biological process (GO): L-threonine catabolic process
Molecular function (GO): pyridoxal phosphate binding; threonine deaminase activity
Source: RefSeq, a predicted model, not a curated record
AUGUCGACAAGAUUACUUCUGAAGACAAACUUACGAACUGCAAGUCGUAUCCGUGUUCCAUUAAAUGGAUUGCGUUUCUUGCACACUAAAUUGUCAGAUAAUUUGGUUAGAUUACAUUCCAAUUUGAAAUUAGAUGAGUUACAAGAUGAUAACACUCCAGAUUAUGUUAGGUUGAUAUUGAGAUCAUCAGUUUAUGACGUUAUGGAUGAGUCGCCAAUUACUACCGGUACUGUUUUAUCCUCGAAAUUAAACACAAACGUGCAAUUGAAAAGAGAUGAUUUAUUGCCGGUCUUUUCUUUCAAAUUGAGAGGUGCAUAUAAUAUGAUGGCAAAAUUAGAUGAUACGCAGAAGAAUCAAGGUGUUAUUGCAUGUUCUGCCGGUAACCAUGCUCAAGGUGUCGCAUACGCUGCAAAACACUUGAAAAUACCUGCUACUAUCGUGAUGCCCGUCUCUACACCAUCAAUCAAAUAUCAAAAUGUUUCAAGAUUAGGCUCUCAAGUUGUCUUAUACGGUAACGAUUUCGACGAAGCAAAAGCAGAAUGUGCUAGGUUGGCCGAGGAGAGAGGAUUGACAAACAUUCCUCCAUUCGAUCAUCCAUAUGUUAUUGCCGGUCAAGGUACUGUCGCAAUGGAAAUUUUAAGACAAGUUCACAUGUCCUCCAAAAUUGGUGCAGUCUUUGUACCUGUUGGUGGUGGUGGUUUGAUCGCAGGUGUUGGUACUUACUUAAAACGUAUUGCUCCUCAUAUUAAGAUCAUUGGUGUUGAAACCUACGAUGCCUGCGCUUUAUACACUUCUCUACAAUCUGGAAAGAGAGCAGCUCUAGAAUCCGUGGGAUCUUUUGCUGAUGGUACUGCUGUACGUUUACUUGGCGAAGAAACAUUUAGAGUGGCUCAAGAAGUCGUUGACGAAGUUGUGCUCGUGAACACUGAUGAAAUUUGUGCUGGUAUUAAGGAUAUUUUCGAAGAUACACGUAGUAUCGUUGAACCAUCCGGUGCUUUAGCUGUUGCUGGUAUGAAAAAAUAUGUAUCUCACUUACAUCCAGAAAUCGAACAUUCAAAACAUACAUAUGUUCCUGUCCUGUCUGGUGCUAAUAUGAACUUUGAUAGAUUAAGAUUUGUUUCAGAACGUGCUGUGUUAGGUGAAGGAAAAGAAGUGUUUAUGUUGAUAACCUUACCAGAUGUGCCAGGUUCCUUCAAGAAACUUCAAAAUGUUAUCCACCCAAGAUCCGUGACUGAAUUUUCUUACAGAUACAAUGAGCAUCGUCAUGAUUCCACCAGUGAAGUUCCAAAGGCUUACAUUUACACAUCUUUCAACGUUGUCGACCGUGAAAAGGAAAUCAAACAAGUCAUGCAACAAAUCCAUGCUUUAGGCUUUGACGCCGUUGAUAUCUCUGAUAAUGACAUGGCCAAAUCUCAUGGUAGAUACUUGGUCGGGGGUGCUUCGAAAGUUCCUAAUGAAAGAAUCAUCUCUUUUGAAUUCCCAGAAAGACCAGGUGCCUUAACUAAAUUUUUGGCUGGUUUAAGUGACUCGUGGAAUUUAACAUUAUUCCAUUAUAGAAACCAUGGCGCUGACGUUGGUAAGAUUUUGGCCGGUAUUUCCGUUCCACCAAGAGAAAACCUAACCUUCCAAAAAUUCUUAGAAGAUUUAGAUUACAAAUACCAUGAUGAAACAGGUAAUAUGGUUUACCAAAAAUUCUUGAAAUUUUAA